CAAAGAUAGAAAUAAAAUUAAAAAUUAUAUUGAGAGAGAAGAGAGAAGCGUAAAAAUUCGGUUGUAAAUGGUUGUAAAAGACAAAUCUUGAGCUUCCAGAAAUUUUUCUUACUUUGCAGCCAAUCGAGAGGUUAGAUGUGUUUUACGACAAAUGAGUGCAAUGAUAGGGGAAGUGAGAUGAAUGGGAUGAAUAGGAUGAAUGAAGAGAGAAAACAGCUUUCCUUGCAUUUCAUUAUUCUAUAAUUACGCGGUAAUGUUCGAUGUGUCGCGUGUUCACACGAAAGAAUAUAUGAAAAUUAAAGGGACAUAUAACGUUUUUUCCGAUAAGCUUCUGUUUGUGUGAAUGCGUAUUCUUCUCCUCUUGCGUUUAUUUCGAUUGCCGGCUCAAAAACAGCGCGAUGGACAUACGUAACCUAGUUUGAGGCACAUUAGAGCCUUUUACUAAAUAUAUUUCUUAAUAAAUAUUGGACAUUGAAGUGUUACACGAUCUAUAAAUAUAUGUAAAUGUUAUACAUGCGCAUGUGACAGCGCAAACGACAAUAUGAAGAUAAGCGUUGACGGAUUGAUUGUGUAUUUCCCGUAUGAUUAUAUUUAUCCCGAGCAGUAUGCGUACAUGCUCGAGCUCAAGCGUGGCCUGGAUGCCAAGGGACACUGUCUCCUGGAGAUGCCUUCAGGCACUGGCAAAACGAUAACUUUGUUGUCACUUAUUGUGGCAUACAUGCUGGAGCAUCCGUUGGAUGUGACAAAAUUAAUUUAUUGUUCCCGGACAGUGCCGGAGAUAGAAAAAGUUAUAGAGGAGCUGAAGAAGCUUAUAGACUAUUAUGAGAAAGAAACGGAAAGCAAGCCAAAAAUUGUCGGUCUAGUUCUUAGUUCGCGUAAGAAUAUGUGCAUUCAUCCCGAGGUCAGUCGAGAGCGAGAAGGUAAAAUUGUGGAUGGCCGUUGUCACUCUCUCACCGCGUCAUACGUACGAGAGAGACAUAAUUACGACGAAUCUACUCCAAUUUGUAAUUUUUAUGAAGGGUUUGAUAUGGAGGGCAAGGAACAAAUUAUCCCUCCCGGUAUUUAUUCCAUCGACGAUUUGAAAGAAUACGGGAAAGAUAGAAGCUGGUGCCCGUACUUCCUCGCGAGAUUUACAAUCUUACAUGCACAGAUUGUAGUGUACAGUUAUCAUUAUUUAUUGGAUCCAAAGAUCGCCGAGACUGUAUCCAAGGAGUUAAGCAAGAGCUCAGUAGUUAUCUUUGAUGAAGCUCAUAACAUUGAUAAUGUCUGCAUCGAUUCCAUGAGCGUUAAGAUAAAUAGGAAGACAAUGGAGAGAAGUUCGACUAACAUACAACUUUUAGAAAAAACUGUGGCUGAGAUGAGAGAAGUCGAUGUAAAUAAAUUGAGGGAAGAGUACGACAGAUUGGUUGAGGGACUGAAGGAUGCUCAAUUCCAGAGAGAAACUGACGUCAUCUUAGCCAACCCUAUUUUACCGAAUGAAAUACUUGAAGAAGUUGUACCGGGUAACAUAAGAAACGCCGAGCAUUUCGUCAGCUUCCUGAAACGAUUCGUCGAAUACUUGAAAACUCGCUUACGCGUUCAACACGUCGUGCAAGAGUCACCUGCGGCGUUUUUAAGAGAUAUCCAAGCGAAGGUUGCUAUCGAGCGGAAACCAUUGCGAUUUUGUGCGCAAAGAUUAGCGUCCCUCUUACGCACUAUGGAGAUAACAGAUUUAACGGAUUUUUCUCCGAUAAUCCUUGUGACGCACCUUGCGACAUUGGUCUCCACAUACACGCAUGGCUUCACGAUUAUAGUGGAACCAUUCGAUGACAAAACCCCGACAGUAUUGAAUCCGAUUUUACAUUUUAGCUGUCUAGAUUCUUCUAUCGCUAUCAAGCCCAUAUUCGAUAGAUUUCAAACCGUGAUAAUCACUUCUGGAACAUUAUCCCCGUUGGAUAUGUAUCCCAAAAUUUUAAACUUUCAUCCAGUCAUAAUGUCAUCGUUUACAAUGACAUUGGCUAGGCCGUGUCUUUUACCUAUGAUCGUUGCCAAAGGUAACGAUCAAGUUACCAUUUCGUCGAAAUACGAGACACGAGAGGACGUUGCUGUUAUAAGAAACUACGGUCAAUUGUUGGUCGAAUUCUCUGCGACAGUGCCUGACGGCUUAGUCUGCUUUUUUACAUCAUAUUUAUAUAUGGAGUCCGUAGUGGCCGCUUGGUACGAUCAAGGAGUCGUGGAUCAACUUCAGAGACAUAAAUUAUUAUUCAUCGAAACGCAGGAUUCGGCGGAAACCAGUCUAGCUCUGAUCAAUUAUAUAAAAGCUUGCGAGAACGGUAGAGGAGCCGUUCUACUCUCGGUAGCUCGCGGAAAGGUGUCCGAAGGUGUCGACUUUGAUCAUCAUUUGGGCAGAGCCGUGCUGAUGUUCGGCAUACCUUACGUGUACACACAGUCACGUAUCUUGAAGGCGCGUUUAGAGUAUCUCAGAGAUCAGUUUCAGAUCCGAGAGAAUGAUUUCUUAACUUUCGACGCCAUGAGACAUGCCGCACAGUGCGUAGGACGUGCGAUCAGAGGGAAAACGGAUUAUGGUAUCAUGGUGUUUGCAGAUAAGAGAUUUUCAAGAAUAGAUAAACGAAGCAAACUACCAAAAUGGAUACAGGAACAUUUGACUGAUAACUUAUGCAACUUGUCAACCGAAGAAGCUAUACAGAUCAGUAAAAGAUGGUUACGACAAAUGGCACAGCCAUUUACGCGCGAGGACCAGCUUGGAUUGUCAUUAUUGACGAGAGAACAACUUGAGAAAGAAGAGGCUGCCAAGAUCGAACAAAAAGCUCAGCAAAAUUGAUAGCGCGACAUUGGCACUAGGCCGAGCAGUCCGUUUUACUUAGGCAGAGUAAUCUGUGCCAUUUACAGAAAAUAUAUUUCAUAUGCUGCUUGUACAAAGGCCUUCAUAAUUUGUACUUUUGAUCGCAUCUGUAUUGUACAAGGAAUGUAAAAUAUAAGAUAUACUUUUUUCCAAUA
Molecule: messenger RNA, 2997 nt
Organism: Temnothorax curvispinosus
Lineage: Eukaryota; Metazoa; Arthropoda; Insecta; Hymenoptera; Formicidae
Product: general transcription and DNA repair factor IIH helicase subunit XPD-like
Exons: 13
Coding region: 542-2821 (759 amino acids)
Biological process (GO): nucleotide-excision repair; transcription by RNA polymerase II; positive regulation of mitotic recombination
Cellular component (GO): nucleus
Molecular function (GO): ATP binding; damaged DNA binding; hydrolase activity, acting on acid anhydrides, in phosphorus-containing anhydrides
Source: RefSeq, a predicted model, not a curated record